AUGCCCGCCCCAUACAACACCAACACUGUGGCAGACGAGCUAGUCGCUGAUUAUGCCCCCCAGAUCAAAGACAAAGUGGUCUUGACCACAGGCAUCUCAUCGGGCACACUCGGCGGUUUUUUCGUCCAGUCCAUCGCGAAGGCCGAGCCAGCAUUGUUGAUCCUGGCUGCUCGCAGCGCUGAGAAGCUGGCCCAAACAGCAGCAGAGAUCACGACAGCCCAUCCUGCGGUCCAAGUCCGUACGCUCCAGGUGGAUUUGGGCUCAUUACAGAGCGUGCGGGCCGCGGCCGCGCAGGUUAAUUCAUGGCAAGAUGUCCCUGUCAUCGAUGUUCUUGUCAACAAUGCGGGAAUCAUGGCGGUGGACUUUAAGCUCUCACCUGAUGGAUUUGAGUCCCAACUAGCAACAAAUCAUUUAGGUCCGUUUUUGUUCACCAAUCUGAUCAUGGAGAAGAUUGUGGCUGCGAAGGAACCCCGGGUGGUGGUAGUCAGUAGUUUUGGGCAUCGCUUGAACCCUAUCCGCUUCGAUGAUUACAAUUUUGAUGAUGGCAAAACCUACAACAGCUGGUAUGCCUAUGGCCAGAGCAAGACAGCUAACAUGCUCUUUGCCAUCUCCCUGGCUCAGAAGCUUGCCAUGAAGCAUAAUCUCCAGGCGUUCAGUGUCCACCCGGGGGUGAUCUGGACCAACUUGGCGAACCAUUUAGACUUGAGUGUUGCAUUUGACGGGCUGGGGGCCCUGGACAAAUCUCUGGGUAAUAGGGAAGGUUGGCAGGAGUUUGAUGUGAAACCUCUAGAAAGGGGCGCUGCGACACAUAUCUACGCGGCAUUCGAUCCAUGCCUUAAAGCCAAUAAUGGAGCGUACCUACUCGACUGUCAUGUGGCCGAUCCUUUGGUGGACACCGUCAAACCUUGGGCCACAAGCAGCUUCGAAGCCGAAAGGCUCUGGCGAUUGAGUGAGAAGCUGGUGGGACAGGAGUUUUCGUACUGA
This is a messenger RNA of Aspergillus clavatus NRRL 1, 984 nucleotides long. Its product is annotated as putative short-chain dehydrogenase. The coding region runs from base 1 to 984 and encodes 327 amino acids. The transcript has 4 exons. NCBI's taxonomy places the organism in Eukaryota, Fungi, Ascomycota, Eurotiomycetes, Eurotiales, Aspergillaceae. The record is from RefSeq and is a predicted model, not a curated record.